CCCAAAUCCACCCUCAAACCAAACCAACGUUUAUCCUUCCAGCCAACACGAUGAAACAGGACCGGGUGAGACUCCCUGGCUUCGGCCAACCAUUGAACAAUGACCUACCCAUCAUUGAGCGAAAGGAGGGAAAAGAUGACGAGGAUGGCCCCUAUACAGGCCAAAGGCGACGAUUCCGCCAUGCAAUAAGUGACUCCUGUAACAGCGUGGGUGUGUCAGUUAGGGAACGUCGGAUGUUGGAAUUUAUCAAUCAGAUCACCGAUAAGCCAGAGUGGGACAGAAAAGUCUUCGAUGAGGACAUUGUCAGUAAAUGGAGGAAUGAGGCAUGCGUGCACAAAGAGGAGCUAGGUGACUAUUAUUUGUCGUCUGCUAUGUUUGAUUACUGUAUCAAAGAGCUUCGUGAUAAAGCGACCUAUUUCCAAAAGUCUCAGAUGGUUUCUGUCUGGGAUUGUGAGACCGCGAUCGUUAAGUCGGACACAGCGGUCACGUCCACUUUGGCUGCGUCUCUACGGAAAAAUGUACGCGUCUUAGAGGACGUUCCUGAGCACUUGAAAGACUGGCAUCCCGGAUCUGAUCAACGGGUCUUGGAUUUACUCCAUCCGUCGCUAUUCCCAUUGAUGCACGGACGAUCACGCGCCCUGCCGUAUGGAACUGUCCCUCUCAAUGACUGUGCUCGCUUCACUGGUGAAGGUGAGGUAGUUAUCCCCGAAUUCGCUGGUUCCUUGAAACGUGUUCAAGAGUUGGGUGAGCCUGCGCCUGAGAGGGACUCCCUUCUGGAGUGGGGAAACUUCCAAUGGCUUCCGUCUAAUGUAGAAUUUACUAAAGAUGGUUGGCCCCGGAUUGCUAGUUACAUCAACAACCUCCACCCCCGACAGCACAAAGAGCUCUAUGGCACUCUGGAACAAUUCGUUGCUGCUGCAAUCCCCCUUUGGAAUGAGUGUCUUUCAUGGGAUGAGGAGCGGCUGAGGAUAGAGUUCAACUCACAAGGUGAUGACGGAGACUUUAUGGUCCCAGAAGGGUUAACCUUCACUCCUACAGACAACGACGUUGAGUCACCGGAAAAGAUUCGGCCUUACACAUAUGAAGAAGGACGUGAAGAUGAGGACAUCCGCUGGUCAGACAAUUUCGAAGACUGGUACAGGGAACAUCGAAUCUUUAUUCAGAGAGAGCCCGAGCCCUUCCGGACCCGUCAGCAGUGGGAAGAAAGAGCUCAACACCGUCCCAUUAACCUGCAAAAGCAGUUUGCCACCUCUGGAUUGCAGGUCAUCUUCAAGCUUGCGAACAUCCAUUUGACACCCGAAAAGCCCCAGUAUAAUGGUGGCACCUGGCAUAUUGAAGGGGCCAUGAACGAGCAUAUCGUUGCCACAGCUUUGUAUUAUUAUGACGAAGAUAAUAUUACACCCAGUCAUCUGAAGUUUCGCCAGUCCCUAGACAGCGAGGAAUGGAUGAUGAAUACAGGUCAAGGCGAAUACCAUUCCACCGAGUUAUUUUAUGGAAUCGAAAAUGAAGAGGCCGCAAUACAAAAUCUAGGGAGUGUGUUGACGAGACCCGGUCGGCUACUCGUCUUCUCCAACGUUCUUCAACAUCGGGUUCAGUCAUUCAAACUUGCCGAUCCCACAAAGCCGGGCCACCGAAAGAUCUUGGCUAUGUUCUUAGUGGAUCCACAUAUUCCUAUUCUGUCGACGGCAAAUGUCCCUCCUCAGAGAAAGGACUGGUGGGCAGAUGAAGUUCGAAGGGUGCCCCCGUUCCAAGGCUUGCCCUUAGAAAUAUUCGAGAUGAUCAUGCAGUAUGUGACUGGCUUCCCCCUUAGCUGGGAGGAGGCCCUAGAAGUAAGGAAGGCCCUCAUGGAUGAACGAGGGGCAUUAACCGAACACACCAAUGCUGAAAUUGAAGAUAAUACUUUCAGUUUCUGCGAGCAUUAAUUAUAGUUAUGCUUCAGAUUAUGGUCAAACGAUGCAGGUAAAUUACGCAAGAUGCCCUUGGUACCGGAACUAUGUGAAGGAAAUGCAUUAUUCAGGAAGCAGUUCUAUGAUAGUAAAUGCCGUGAUGUGCGUUUAACGUUAAAAGCCUUUGCCAGGCCAUCGCCGUAUAACCGUAUAAUCAAUGUGAAAUUAGUUCCGUGGAUAUUAUUAUACUUCAUGCGAAUAGAAGUUUAUCUAUCUAGCUGUCCUAUUUACAAAAUGACCAUUUCGUUUCUUUUUCUUUCUCUUAGGCUUAGGAACACAGAAAGGCAUAUGGGUAAAUGGAGCCAUCAGGGCAGUGGAGUAAGA
Messenger RNA from Aspergillus alliaceus, 2270 nucleotides. RefSeq names its product DUF4246 domain-containing protein. The record is from RefSeq and is a predicted model, not a curated record. The transcript is spliced from 4 exons. NCBI's taxonomy places the organism in Eukaryota, Fungi, Ascomycota, Eurotiomycetes, Eurotiales, Aspergillaceae. The coding region runs from base 51 to 1922 and encodes 623 amino acids.